AAUUCAAUUAGUGGAAAAGUGUUUGACUGUUAUGCCAUUUUAAAUUCUUGAUUUAACCUCAUUUCUUAUGUGUUUUCUAUAUGCCAUUUUGAACUUUUUUUCAUUCAUGGAUGUUUUUGUGUUCAUAAAUUAGAGAUGCCGUGAUAUAUUCUUUCCCACAACUUUUCAUACCAGACCAACUGGAGCUCUAGUAAUUAGUUUUCUUAUAAAAUAUCCAUUGCCAAAACUCAUCUGUAAGGGUGCCAAGUUCUGUUGUCGACUUGUUAUGUUUUGCUUCUGAUUUCCAAUAAGCCAAAUUUUAUCAACAAUAAGCGGACUAGCUCUAGAAAUGUGUUAAAAGUGCCAGAUACUGUAGAUUAGUUCAAUUAAAUUGUUUUUGAAUGUUUACUGUGGAUAUGACUCCAAUAUGCUCAAUAAGGAUGGAUCUUUUAUGUUUUUACCAAAAAAAAAAAAAAAUCCAAAUCUUUGUUCAAAUUGCAAUUAUGGACAAUCAUUUUAAUUUUGUCUAUCAUAUACACAACCUUUCAUGUAGGUGUUAAAUGCAGCCAACCUUACAAUUCUGGUGAUUUCUUCACAUUAAACAAUCUGUGAAUUCUCAUGUUGCAGGACUUGAAUUCUUCCAGCAGUGGCCAUGUCUUCUUCAUAUCUUCCUGCAACAACAGACUCCAUUUCUCUGGCUUUAGAAGCUAAAGAUCCAUCUGAGCGCAUUUCCAUUCUUUACCAGAUACUUGAAAACCCUUCUUCUUCUCCAGAAGCAUUGAGGAUAAAAGAACAGUCUAUUACAAACCUUUCUGACCUUCUUAGACAAGGGAACAGGGCUGAAGAUCUUUAUGGGCAUCUUACUCAUAUGAGACCAUUCUUUGCCCUAAUUCCCAAGGCUAAAACUGCCAAAAUUGUCAGGGGAAUAAUUGAUUCUGCAGCUCGAAUACCUGGUACAUCUGAUCCCCAAAUUGCUUUCAAGGAAAUGGUAGAAUGGACCCGAGCAGAAAAGCGUACAUUCCUUAGGCAGCGAGUUGAGGCAAGGCUUACAGCUCUUUUGAUGGAAAAUAAGGAAUAUUGAGAAGCAUGGACUCUUCUUACCAACUUGGUGAAAGAGGUGAGGAGGUUAGAUGACAACGACUUACUAGAGUGUAAGCUACAUUUUUCCUUGAGGAACCUUCCCAAGGCAAAAGCUGCUCUUACAGCUGCCAGGACAGCUGCAAAUGCUAUAUAUGUACCCCCAGCUCAACAAGGCACAAUUGAUUUGCAGAGUGGGAUUCUUCACGCCGAAGAGAAGGAUUAUAAAACUGCUUACAGCUAUUUCUUUGAAGCAUUUAAGUCCUUCAAUGCUCUUGAAGGCCCAAGGGCAGUUCUCAGUCUUAAAUACAUGCUACUAUGCAAAAUCAUGGUGAAUCAAGCUGAUGAUGUGACUGGGAUAAUUUCUUCAAAGGCAGGUCUCCAGCACAUGGGGCCAGAUUUGGAUGCUAUUAAAUCCGUGGCUGAUGCUCACUCCAAGCGAUCUUUGAAGUCGUUUGAGAUUGCCCUGCGCAAUUAUAAGGCCCAGCUGGAGGAAGACCCAAUUGUCCUCAGGCAUCUCUCACAAAAUCUGUGCAGAUUGAUUGAGCCUUUCUCAAGGGUUGAGAUUGCCCAUAUAGCUGAACUGAUUGAAUUAUCAAUUGCUCAUCCGGAAAAGAAGCUGUCACAGAUGAUUCUGGACAAGAAGUUUGCUGGGACAUUGGAUCAGGGUGCUGGGUGCCUCAUCAUAUUUGAAGAUCAGAAGACAGAUGCAAUCUACCCUGCAACUUUAGAAACCAUUUCCAACAUGGGCAAGAUUGUGGAUAGCCUGUUUGUCAGUUCUGCCAAGAAAUUUUCAUCAGUGGAAUUUUGUUUGUGCUAUCCUCUUUUGACACAUUCGUUGGUGGAUCUUCUUAACAGUGUUGUUUUUCCUGCCUUUAUAUUGUUUCCAAAAUAGAAUUGUCUCGGGUAAUAUUGCAGUUGGAAGUCUGGUAAGUUGUUUAUAAAUUAUAAUGCUUGGAUAUGUAAAAAUAAAUGUAUUAGUCAUAUAGCAGCUUCCUCAUAAUCUUGUAUGAAUUUGAAAAACGGAUCAACCAGAAUAAAAUCUCAAGUAAAAAAACGGAUCAACCGGAAUAAAAUCUCAAGUAAACAAACUUGGUCUA
This is a messenger RNA of Hevea brasiliensis (rubber tree), 2156 nucleotides long. Its product is annotated as 26S proteasome non-ATPase regulatory subunit 11 homolog. Gene Ontology annotation, molecular function: structural molecule activity. Gene Ontology annotation, biological process: ubiquitin-dependent protein catabolic process. Lineage: Eukaryota; Viridiplantae; Streptophyta; Magnoliopsida; Malpighiales; Euphorbiaceae. Gene Ontology annotation, cellular component: proteasome regulatory particle, lid subcomplex. The record is from RefSeq and is a predicted model, not a curated record.